AUGGAAUUCAAUUUUAUCUACGUCUCACAAAAAUCAGUAAAAGAAAGGGUUCUGGCUGAUUUUUUGGCCGAUCAUCCUUCAACUGAUAUUGAUCCAUGGGUUUAUGAUGAAUUGGAGUCAUCAGCUAUAUUCUUGACUCUUUGGAUCUUGAUGUUUGAUGGAUCAAGCACGGCUGAUGGAGCAGGAGCAGGUAUUGUUAUUAUUUCGCCAGCUGGCAGAAAGGCUUCAUUCUCUUUCUUUUUAGAUUUUAAAUGUUCAAAUAAUCAGGUCGAAUAUGAAGCGCUUAUAAUCGGCCUGGAGAUUUUAAUUGAAAUGGCUGUUAGAGAUAAUAAGGAGGCCAACAGCAUGGCCCAAGUAGCCUCAGGAAUAAGAGUACCAGUCGGAAUAGAAGAUCAGUUGAUAAAGAUAACACGAAGAUCUUUGCCAUCGGCCGAAUUGAGAAAUACUAUGUUUGAUACUUGGACAAUUGAUGUAGAAGAUUUGGCCGACGAUGACUGGAGGAUACCAUUUAUAAUGUUCCUUCGAAAUCCAAACAUCAAGGCUGAUAGAAGUAUUAAAAGAAAAGCGAUCAACUUUGUGCUUCUAGAUGGGGAUCUAUACAGAAAAGGGUUAGAAGAUGGACUCUUACUACAAUGCAUAAGCAAGGAGGAAUCACUUCAGGUUAUGGCCGAGGUACAUGAGGGCAGCUGUGGGGCUCACCAAGCUGGGAUUAAAAUGAGAUGGCUGAUUCGCAGCGAAGGCCAUCACUGGGUGAUUGUUGCCACAGAUUAUUUUACUAAAUGGGUUGAGGCCAAGGCUUGCAAAGCGGUUGAUCAGCAAACAGUGAUUAAUUUCAUGGAACAAAACAUCAUCCACAAAUUUGGGAUUCCAGAAACAUUUGUUUCAGACAAUGCAACAGUAUUUAGGGUAACUGAUGUACUACAAUUCGGCCACAACAUGAAUAUUCAUAUGUCAGCCUCUACGCCAUACUAUGCUCAAGCAAAUGGCCAGGCCGAAUCUUCAAACAAGAUUCUAAUUGAGAUCAUUGAAAAAAUGAUCAAAGAUAAGCCAAGAAGGUGGCAUGAGACUUUGUCUGAAGCUUUAUGGGCCUAUAGGAACUCAAAAAAAACAGGCACAGGAGUUACACCAUACAUGUUAACUUAUGGUCAUGAUGCUGUUCUGCCUAUGGAGAUGAAGGUUAAAUCAGCCAGAGUUGCUUUUCAAAAUAAUCUAACUGUAGCUGAUUAUACUCAAGCAAUGUUGGUAGAAUUGGAAGAUUUGGAUGAAUUUAGAAGGGAUGCCUUGGAUCAUAUCAUAGCUCACAAGAAGAAAGUGAUGAAGAUUUACAACAAGAGGGUAAAACCUAAGUCUUUUGCUGCAGAAGAUUUGGUUUGGAAAUUUGUUUUGCCAGUGGGUAAAGUCGAUAGGAAAUAUGGGAAGUGGUCCCAAAAAUGGGAAGGGCCAUACUUAGUCCAUCAAGUCUUAAGUGGAGGAGUAUAUAGGCUGAAGUAUUUCAGUGGCCGAUUACAUGACUAUCCCAUUAAUGGCAAGUACCUCAAGAGGUACGUACCGGCAAUCUUUGAAAGGGAAAAUUAG
Molecule: messenger RNA, 1575 nt
Organism: Cornus florida
Lineage: Eukaryota; Viridiplantae; Streptophyta; Magnoliopsida; Cornales; Cornaceae
Exons: 3
Coding region: 1-1575 (524 amino acids)
Biological process (GO): DNA integration
Molecular function (GO): nucleic acid binding
Source: RefSeq, a predicted model, not a curated record